AUGGAGCUUGCGGUGCCCGCACCUGCAGCCGCAGCCUCAAUCGGUCAUGGGAUUCUAUCUCUGACUGGAGCACCUCAAGAUCCAUUUGAGAGGCUAGAUGCGACCAUGGAGCCGACUCCUGAAUGGGUGCAUUUGCGCGGAGUGUUAGAAGAGAACCCCGCGUCCGUGCGCAACAUCAUUUCGCUUGCUUUGCUGAAGGAGGUUGCGCGCUCUUUUCAAAACGUGGCUGGUCAGCUUCAGGCCAUGAGAGAAAUCAAGGAGCAGUUUGAGAGGCUGCUUGAAUCUGAAGAGGCUGCUUCCUUGGAGCAUUUGAUGCGUGACAUUCCCCCCUCCGACAUCCAUGCCUUGGAAAGGGAAGCUUGCGGCAUCAAUGAAGACAGCAGGACUUUGAGGUCUGCUUUGGAGACUGGGGACAUCAGCGGCUUGCACAGCAGGGCAAAGCGUAUGGCUAACAAAGCCAGGCGAUUCAGGGAGAAGCAUGCACGGCUUCGUCCCAGCUUGGACAAGCUGCAGCGUGGACUGAUGGACAUUGCCAGCAAGUGUGCAGAAAAAGCACAGAGAUCAGACGAACUGAUAGCAGAAGUGGAGCAAAGGAAGGACUUUUGGUGGAACCUUCUGGUUGUGGCCAAUUGCCUUGCAUUGCUUGGUGGUGCGGGCUUCAUCAUAUGUCUACUGCCCACCACAUGCCUUUCACUGGUACAUUUGCUGGCCAAAAGCUGGGCGAUCGGUAAAGCCAAAGUCUUGUUAUCUACAGCGAAAGCCUUCGCAACCAAAACAGCAGCUGCAGCAACAACGAAAGCAGCCGCAGCCCAAACUGCUCAGGCAACUGCUGCCACCACCAAAGCUGCCUUGGCAACAGCUACAGCAAAGGCUGAGACAGCCAAGCAUUUAGCUUCUUCCUUGGGCACAGCUGCGGCAGCAGAAGGUGCUGCAGGCACAGCUGCAGCAGUUGGAGCUGGUGUCGCUGCUGGUGGUGCAGCGAGUGUCGCUAGCAUCGGAGCCCCUGCCGCAACCUUCUUGGGCUCACAGAUGCUUGGCAGCCUUGGCGUGUCGCUGGGUUUGAUGUCAACACCUGCAGCUCCAAUUGGCGUGGUCCUGGGAUCAGGAGCCGCCGCGGCCGCGGCUGUCAAGCUUAUUUGGGAAAGUGUCACAAGUGUAGAUACAGCUGCAGCGCUCAACGCCGCACAAGCAGCAACAUCAGCUGUUGCUCAGCAGCAGGCCGCGGAACAAGCAGCAAACGCUGCUGCUGCUGCCGCCAUGGAAGCGGGGCAGGCUGCUAGUGAAGCAUCCCAGGCAGCAUCCCAGGCUGCAGCUGCUUUGAAUGACGCUGCUGAUUCUGUGUCUGCCCUGGAGGCGGCCAUAUCUUCCUUGUCAGCCACAGUGACAGCAGACGCUACUUUCCUCUUCGGUGGGUUUCUGCUGAUGGCCUUGGUCCUGCUAGGAUAUGCAGGUCGAGACCUGGUGAAGACGCUCUUGGGACGGCUGUGGGCUGCUGAGAUCGAAGAGCACCGCCGGCAUAAGGCUACCUUUCAACACAUGGAGCAGGUCAUUCGCAAGGCGGCAGAUCAAUUGCUGAUGGUUUACAAAAAGAAUAAAGCCCUUGAGUCUUGCUUGGACAUAGUGGUGGAAGUUGCUGAGGACCUUGCAGCAAAGGCAGAAGAUGCCUUGGAGGCCAGAUCUGAGGAGAAGGAAGCUGAAAUGGCAACACUGCACGAGCAAGUCGAGCAACUUUGCACCCUGUACGAGAAUGUGCCUAGGGCAAUGGAAGUGUUCCAUCAUUCCGUGCGUGAGCUCGGCCCAGCUGCCGAGCAUAUUCAAUCUUUUGCUUACGGAUCUGGAGCGCAUGAGCCUCCCCAGGAAGGCCGAUUGCUUGAAUUGACCUUUUCUGCCACUGACCAAAACCCAGUGCAAGAAUAUGCUGUCAAUGCAGUUGACCAGGAUUCCCAAGCUGAAGGACAAGUACAAGUAUUCUUUUCUGACAGCGAGGUUGAUGAGGACGAGGGCUGGAUUCUGAUCAAGUCAUCAUCGUUGCCGCUGCCUUUGAGGUCUCCUUCCGCAUCUGACUGCUUACCGAGCAGCACAUACAUUUUGGUGCCAGUGAUGCAGGCUGCUCAGCUGGGAGCUCUCUUCGCAGCAGGGCCCAGCAGGGACGAGAUCAUCAAAGUCAGUGCGCAGGGAUCAGCUGCUCGGCUCAUGCGGAAUUUCUGCAUUGGUGGCUCUGCAUCGCAUGACUUCACAGCUGAUCAUCCACUGCGAGUGAUGAGAUCAGGCAACUGGAUCCAGGAGCAGGCGUCAACUGUACGAGUUGGAGAUAUCCUCAACACUUCUGAUGGCAUGAAGAAGGUCGAGUCCACGCGCGCUCCUCGCAUGAGUUCUGAACAGGUCUUCAGCCUGGACAUCCAGCAGGGUGGAGAGGUGUAUGUGUUCACGCCGACUUCAAAUCCAGAUGGCCAGUUGUCUUGGAGUGGCGUGGCAGUGUUGGGUCAUGUGGAAAAGACCCAAAGAAGUUGUUCUGCUCCACCUCUCUCGAAAAGGCCAUCCCGCGGCUCAUGGCUUUGCAAGGGGAAAGCUCGCUGCUCCAACAUUUGCCGCCUCUUCCAACGAGGCAAAUGUGUCGAUGGCGAGGACUGCCGCUUCUGCCACUUCCCCCACGCUGAGGAGCCCAAGCGCCAACCAAGAGCUCGCGACAGUGGAAGCAGCCAAGGUGCCUGA
This is a messenger RNA of Durusdinium trenchii, 2712 nucleotides long. NCBI's taxonomy places the organism in Eukaryota, Dinophyceae, Suessiales, Symbiodiniaceae. The record is from the annotation of a GenBank genome assembly.